AUCAAUGUCGAUAAUUUAACAUAUCUCCACCAGUUUAGUGGCAACGGUUAUAACAAAUCAGAUUAAAAAAUAUAAUUAAAUAUUUUUUUUAUUCAACUUUGCUUGUGAGAUUCCAUGUGUUUAUGAGUUAUUUUUUAUAUAAUUUUUUUAUUUAUAUUUCGUAGGACGUAGUUUAAAACUUUUUAGACAAGUUCCAAAGAGGUUAAAGUUUUAAAAAAUAGACCCGGGUUCGAGUCCCGGCCUAGCAGAACCGCAGAACCCUAAAAUAAAGAUUCGUUUAAUACACAGAGUAAGCUUGAAUUCAGUAGAUACAUGGAUCGUGGAAAAGCAGGAGUUGGAAGAGCUGGAAAAAGUAAAAUUGCUCAACACCCUUCUGAUUUAUUUGCAUUAGGAUCAAAAAGUUCACGGAAUGAAAGCUCUGAUGCUAAAAAUAGACCAGGUGUUGCUCAUACAAAACCAAGUAGUAGUUUGUCAACUUCUGGAAGUGAUAGGAAAAAAGAUGCACCAUCAGGAUCACUUCAGUCAUUUCAAUAUAUAGCACAGAAGAAGCCUAAGUUAGCAGGUCAUGUUGGUCCUCAUCAACGACCACCUUUCCCUAGUGCAGAAGCUUGGGAAGUUGUAGCUAUAGACAGUGAUCCUGCUGACUUUGUUCCUAUGGCACUUGAGGCUAACGAUAAUGAUGAAGGUGACAAAGUUAUAGGGAUAACAUGUGGUGCUAUAAAGACACUUAAAAAUCAGAAAUGGAAACCUGAAAUCUUAAUUUAUAUGGGAUUAUUGUAUUUAGCGAAAAUUCGUCCAUCUAUUUUCUCAAAUGAUUGUAUAUUACAUGCUUUGUCGUCUUUAUUGAAGAGAGAUCAAAGUUAUAAUUUUAAGAGCAAGGGAAAUCCAUUAGUACCAGUACUAGCUGCAAAUCUGCUGAUGAAAGGAUUUUACGAUAAGAAAAACUGGCCAGAAAUAUUUGUGAAGCUGUAUGUGGAGGACGCUGCCGCGGAACGUAUUUGGAUCGAUCAUGAAGAAUGCAAAGGUUUCGUUGACAACAUAGCGACUGGUUUCGGCACAAGACAUCCACCAAAGUCUGCGCUCCAGUCAGAAUUUCCGAUAUUGGUGCCACGAGACUGUCAAAGUCCAUCCACAGUAGAUGACGAAGACCCGACGACCUCGGCAACGUCGUUAUCUGUGGACAAAGAGAAGAUAGAGUUUACAGUGAGUCCGCGAUACUCACAUUGUAUGGAGAACAUAGAGUCGAUAGUGUUGGAGGCAGUGAAGGAGCAAUUGAAUAGGCGUCAACCAGAGUCUAUUACGAGAAACUUCUUGAGACUACUCUCUGCGACGUGUGGCUUCGUUGAGAUCAGAAACAUUGCUGUCCCGAGACUGGAAAUGUGGCUGCACAAUCCUAAAUUGAUGAGACCCGCGCAAGAAUUGCUCAGUUAUGUAUGCUACAACUGCACAACCCACACUCAAAGGGACGUCGAGGUCAUAAGCCAGUUGGUGAAGAUGAGGCUGAAGACGAAAGCUGUAAUCAAUAUGUAUUUGAACGGUGUUAAAGAACUGAUAGGACUGCAUCCGGAGAAUCUAGCUACUAUACUGAAACAUACGAUCUAUAACGAAUUAUCGAAUGCACGUAAUCCGAACAAUAUGCCAAUGUUAGCGAUAAUGUUUCAGACAUUACCUGAACAGUCAGCAAAGUUGCUCGCAGAAAUCUUUCAAGAGUUACUGAUGAACCGUGAAGAUUAUCUGAGGCCGUUACGUGCAUUGUUUCGAGAAAUUGUGCGUGUGUGUCGGCACGACAUUAAUCUCCUUACUUUCACGCGAACGCUCAUGUCCGAGAGAGCGGAUUUGGCUCAGCAGCUAAUAAAUUUUGAAUUCAAAGAUCGCAUGUUCAUGUCCAUAGCAGAUUUAUUAUGUCUUUGCAUGCUUAUGGCAAUAAGUCCGCAGGUGAAAGAGGCCGCGACUUUGUCACAGCGUGCGGACAAGAAGGAUGUGACUUUAAAAAAUUUUCAGACGAAUGUAUCCAAGAUACAGAACGAGGCAAUAUCAUGGUUACAAAACUCAGCGCAGCAGAUGUAUGCCAUUGGACGAAACGAGCUGUUGCACGCAUUGCACAAGAUUUUGCUGCUGGAAGCUCACGAGCAGUAUUAUAAAUUGGACAAUUGGCCUCCCGAAUCAGACAGAGUAUUUUAUCUACGGUUGGUAUCUGAUGUACCUUUGCAGGAGGCUACAUUAUGUAGAUUGCUGCUGUUUGGCCUUUCGAAGGACAAUAGUAUCACUCAUUCAGAGACAAUGGAUUUAGGUGAUCAGUUGAUACGACGAGCCGCCGCCAAUUCGACGGAACAUUUCCAGAUGUUAGAAGUUAAAAAGAUGGAUGUGGUCGAUCUUAUCUUUAAUCUCUCUGUAUAUCAACCACCAGGUACGAUAAAUAUACCUGUGGAUUAUGUGCCACCAUCAUUGGCGAUAUCUAAUCUCUACUGGAAGGGGUGGAUCAUGAUAUUAAUUCUAGCUGCUCAUAGUCCAGAUACGAUCGGCAUGACUGUAUGGAAACAAUAUCCGAUUCUUAGGACACUGAUGGAAAUGUGCAUUACUAAUCACUUUUCAUAUCCGCCACCGACUAUGGCGAUCCCUGAAGUCAUGGAACAGGAACGUGCCAAGGAAAUGCAAGUCGAAGCUAUCGAGAAGCAAAACAUAUUGGAAUAUGAGUCGCACUUAGCUGCGGCGUCCACUAGAGUCCAGUUGUCCGAGCAAAAUAGUUUCCUGCUGUCGCAAUUGAUUUCUAUGGAUCCGACAGGGAUCGCUAGGAGACCGCCUCCGGGCGUGCUCGAGCAGAUACAGUUGUUAAAUACGACUCUUCGAUUAGGGCAUUUGUUUUGUCGAUCGCGAAAGCCAGAUUUCUUGCUGGAAAUCAUCCAGCGUCAACAACAGAAUACGUCGCAGAGCAUGCCAUGGUUAGCGGAUCUGGUGCAAAACAGUGAAGGUUCGUUAAGUCAGCUGCCGGUGCAGUGUCUUUGCGAGUACCUAUUGACUACCAGUCCGCAAACGGUUGAGAAGCAACCUAGGCAACAGCAACUUCUAGCCCAUCUUCAGACUUUGCUGACCGACUCCAAUGAAGAUCAACAGCACGCUUAUGAAGUUCUCGAGUACUUUCUUAGGAGAUUAAGUAGCCAACAGAGUAGUAGUCGUCUCCAAGCUAUCACCGGCUUGAGAAUGAUCUUGGAUUCUCUAACACUAGAAGAUGAAACUAUGGAUGUGGAUGGAGAAAACGAGAAAGAAAAAUGGCUUUUACGAAAAUUGCCAUCCAUACCUCAUUUUUUGUCUGUACGUUCUUUACUCUCUACGGCGUUACGUGGUGCUUGUCAGGUCGAAAACAGCCCUGAACUGGUGCAAGCUUACAUAUCGUAUCUGGCUACGCAUACUGUCGAUGAUGAUCUACCUGAUUUAACUGACUUGGCCAAUGAAAUAUCCCAAUUGGUAGUCGAACGUAGCACAAUUAUCGCGGCCAUUCUCCCGCAACCCGAGAGUGACAAUCAGCUAUCUAGACAAACUUUGCAUGCUUUUAUGGCGAUAUUCUGUAACUAUCUUCAGAAAGCUCGUUUACCGAGAGGGGAGGGGUAUCAGUGGUCUGAAAGUCAGGAUCAAAUUCUAGUUCAGUGGAGCAAUGGAGAAGAAUGUACUAUGCAUAUUCUUGUAGUUCAUGCUAUGAUUAUAUUGUUAACAUACGAUACGUCUGAGGAUGAUCCAUUGUUCAAUAAUCUACUUGAGACGUGGUUUCCUUUAACAGAACCACCGAAGGCCUUCCUCGUGGACACCAGCGAGGAAGCGUUGCUUAUACCUGACUGGCUCAAGUUGAGAAUGAUUAGGAGCAACGUGCCACGAUUAGUCGAUGCAGCAUUGAAAGAUCUCGAGCCCCAACAGUUGGUACUCUUUAUACAAAGUUUCGGAAUACCUGUUGCAUCUAUGAGUAAACUACUACACACGUUAGAUGCUGGUGUGCAGAUCGAUCCAGGAUCAGUAGGUGAAGCGGUAUUAGACAAGACGUACAUGGCGCAGUUGGUCCAAGUACAACACAGAAGAGGCGCGACGGGUGGUCUCGUGUUCGUCCAAGUGUUGCAAUUGCUAGAGCCGCAGUUACCAGACGAAAACAUCAUGUCGAUUAAAAAGCUACAGCACCCGUUGCCACCGAGUGCCACGGUGCAGAAACAAUCCGUUAUACACUGCUCCAUCAAAACAGACGUACCUCACUUGAUAAACCGACUGUUUAUCGAGAAUAUCCCCAUGAAUCAGAAGAUGGACGCCCAUAGGCGGCUUCACAAGAUCCUGUCGAAGGAUUUACAACGUUCCACGAAGGAGAGUAGCGCAGUUGUGCUGGCGAUACAACAUAUAUGCAGCGUGUUGAGCUCCAUGCAGGUCGAACAAUUCUUGACCUCGCUUGUACACAUACCACAUUGCUCGUGCACGUUGAUGCGUAUGAUACUGCUACCGCUCAAGAGGCCGACGAUGUCACAACACGUGGUUGAGUUGGCACGCAACAUGUGCUUGAAUCUGAUAUCACUGAUAGGCGAUGUAAAAGCGCCGGUACUGUCGAUUCUUCGGGACUUCGCCAGUGUACAACUGACGAAGGCGUCGCAACGUACAGAAUUGUCGACGCUAAUGCAGAAACAUGAAAGUCCUAGUUCGAUAUUAGAAGACAUGGAUCCUGUGAAUCUGGAAGAUGUAGGCCGUAGAUUAUUGGAUCUCUGUUUGAAACAACAGAAGAACGACGUCUUGGUCGAAGCAAUGGCGAAACUGUUAGUCGGUGAUAGUAAUGAGGGUGCGUUGAAACCUCGUACGGGUCUGUUGAUAGAUUGGUUGGCCUCGGUGGAGCCCGAGUUGAUUGGCAUCUGUCCCAAUCUUCAGAUGAAGCUCUUAUUUGGCAAGACAAAAGUACGUAUUAUUACUGACGGAAACGUCGUGAGCUCACAUUCUUGCAGACCAUACCUGUUGACUUUACUGACACAUAGAGCUAGUUGGACUACUUUGCACAAAUGUGUGCAACAUUUGCUCAAUAAAUGCGAUGAAGGAUAUGAUCCAACUGCUGUAUUAGAUUUCCUAUGGGCGCUGACGUGUAAUCCGAAAUUAUGGCAAGGUAGAGACAAGUUCACACCAAAGCAUUAUAUCCCAGAAGAUGUCUUGUUGUUGGAGAAAAACCAGCUACUUCAUCUAGUAGCAUAUAUAGUGGGUGAGGCUGCUAGUAUCUGUAAUAUGCAGAACAGAAAUGCUGCUCUUGCUAAGAUGUAUGUCAGGCUGGACUUGCUACUACAUUGUAUAUCCGCUGAAGAUAAACUGAUUCUCCCCGUGGUAAUCUAUUUAGCGGAACGUAUGAUGAUGAAUGACUGUAUAGAUUCAGAUAUGGCCCAUCAGUUUCUGCUGCACAUGUACAUGAAAAUUCCUAAAGUUAUCUGUUAUCUGAAUACUUACCAAACGAACAAAUUCGUCAAUGGAGCAAAGAUAACAGACUGGGUGGGCUCAGUACUGGAUUGCAUGAGUCAUUCCUUAUUGACAGCUUUGGCAGCAACGCCCAGGCAGAAGUCCUGGAACUCCAAAUCUCAAGAAUUCGAACUCUGUGCUAGGAAGAUGGCUGCAGUACAUCCCAUAUUAGUCCUACGACAAUUGCCAAUGUUAGCGUCUUCUUUGAUGGGAAGAUGUUAUCUUGACUUCGGUCAAUUUCGAGCCGGCCACCAUUUGAAUCUCUUUACGCAAGUCAUGGGUUUACUUGAAUUGCUGCAACCACAUUUGUUUAUGGAAGAACAUGAGACUUCGUUGGAACACACCUUAGAAAAUUACUUUCAAUGUUUUCAAAAUUACGGCCCUAUCAAGGAUCUCAUCCCUUUACUGAACAGAUUCGUAUCCUUAUUGCAAUCAUAUAUAUCGCAUGAUCCACAACGGGCGAUGAGAUACUUACAGAAACAUGCACAUAUUCUGCACGAACUGCAAGUACAUUACCCUAAUUUAAUCUCUUUGAGAGCACUCGUGUCAGGUAUACCAAUGCCGAAGGAAGGAGAAGACGCGGACGACAUUCCGAUCACCAUAGCUCCCACACCUUCACCCACAGAGUCUGGUGUUCCGCAGCAUUGGCAAUCGUUAUUGACUACACUUACCAAGCUGCAUGGCGAAGAUGUCUUCAACGCACUUCAGGAGAUCGAACAUUUGUCGUCGCGAAAACCUUUGGUUUUAGAACCGAUAAUGGACAAUAUAGCGGAGCUAUUGGUAUCGCCGCAGGGCAAUAUCAGGACUUUGGCGCACACUUUACUCGCUAGGGCGUUGAAGCAUCGUCCUUUACCAAACGUCAAUAUACUGUCUGCAUUUCAACGGUGUUUAGACAGUCAUAGGGCGGACGUUCUUUUAUCAGCUCUGGAAAAACUACCGGAUAUUGUACUAUGUAUGCAAGGUGAGAUGACGAUUCAUAUAAUGAUAACUUUUCUUCGAUAUUUACUUGUAACGAAUCUCUUGAUUUCUCUCAUAGAACACGCUUUACCACUGAUGAAAAAAGUGUUCGAAUUGGGAGUAAACUCGAAUGUCAACACGAUACCUUACAUUACUAAGACUAUUGCACUGCUAAACACGCAACAAGGUUGUUAAUUUAAGAGAAUAUUACUGUUAGUUGUGUACUACUACAUUACAUUCUAUCAUUACCUUUAUCAUUUAUACUGUUCCCUGUCUAUAAAUAUCAAUACUAUUAUUAUAUAUAUAUAUUAUCAAGUAUGUUUGUCUUUAUAUAUAUAUGUUUAUAAAACUCUAGUCUUUUGGACUAUAGAUUUACAAAUACAAAUAAAAGAAACUUACAAUAUAAA
Messenger RNA from Odontomachus brunneus, 6821 nucleotides. It is a transcript of the gene IntS1, whose product is annotated as integrator complex subunit 1. NCBI's taxonomy places the organism in Eukaryota, Metazoa, Arthropoda, Insecta, Hymenoptera, Formicidae. The coding region runs from base 313 to 6609 and encodes 2098 amino acids. The transcript has 8 exons. Gene Ontology annotation, biological process: U2 snRNA 3'-end processing. The record is from RefSeq and is a predicted model, not a curated record. Gene Ontology annotation, cellular component: integrator complex.